Messenger RNA from Scophthalmus maximus (turbot), 3464 nucleotides. RefSeq names its product ST8 alpha-N-acetyl-neuraminide alpha-2,8-sialyltransferase 2 (gene st8sia2). Lineage: Eukaryota; Metazoa; Chordata; Actinopteri; Pleuronectiformes; Scophthalmidae. Gene Ontology annotation, molecular function: alpha-N-acetylneuraminate alpha-2,8-sialyltransferase activity. The record is from RefSeq and is a predicted model, not a curated record. The transcript has 7 exons. Gene Ontology annotation, biological process: oligosaccharide metabolic process; N-glycan processing. The coding region runs from base 782 to 1933 and encodes 383 amino acids.
GGAUCUAAAAUGGACAGCUAGAAGUUCGCUAACAACAACAACAGUCGCUUCUCACGUCUUGAAAAACGGUAUAAAAAUGAUCAUCAUAAUCAUUCAAUAUUGGAUUUAUCAUCAUGGACGUGAUGUACAAAGUCUCCGAAAAGACACCAAAGUUCCAGGCCGCGCUACACGGAAGCCUGGAACAGCGCAAGUGUUAGCAUGUCGUCAAAACAAACCGCUACAUCAGGCCACACACACCGCAGUUGAUGAAGCCGGACUCUCGCGAUCCCUCUGUGCUCGGAUGCGAGUCUCCUUGGUGCAAACCUGCCUCGCUCACCUGUGCACCUCGUCCUCUCAAGGAGCCGGCCCUAUCCCCGGGGGGGAGGGGGGAGGAGGGGAAUCAACCCGUGUCCGGUGCGAAGAGACGGGGAGGAGGCGGCGGCCCCUGCGCCUUUAAGACUCCAUGUGCUCGGCUCCUCGUCUCCGCCGCGCGGCCCCUUGGCAGCUCCGUGUGAGUGCACGCUUCCAAAGUUUGACCGGGGAAUAGAGGAACCAGCGGAGCGGCGGCCGCCGGGGGAAAACACCACAGACGCACGGCGACCAUCCUCCCGAGGGGAGGCGGGCAGGAGCAGGAGGAGGAGGAGGAGAGGACCGCGGCCGACGCCUCGGCAGGCGAUCGGAACAAAGGGAGAGAUGACCGCGCGGGUGUUGGGUUCGUGAAACGGCAAACGCAACAAGGUGAAUGGAACACGGCGCCUGCUGAGCGGAGGGAGCCCCGGCUGCAGCCCCCCACUCCUCAGCCAUGCCGCUCGUGGUCCGCACGCUGCUGUUCGGCUUGGUGACGCUGCUGGUGGUGGUCCUGAUCGUGGACGAUCUUGCAGAAGUGGAGGAAGAAACUGCGAAUAUUGGACAUUCAAAGAAGGCGAACUCGCAGAGGCUGAUGCCUAAACCACACCGAAAGACGGCAGCACCCGAGGAUCCGACUGCUUCCUGCACAGAUUCAAAUGACCGUCGUCCGAGCUACAAUACCACUGCCAAGCUCUCGUCAAACAACUGGACCUUCAACAAGACCCUCUCCAACCACAUCAGGAAGAACGUCCUGAGGUUCCUCGAUCCCGAGAGAGAUAUCUCGAUUCUGAAGGGCACUCUGAAACCGGGAGACAUCAUCCACUAUGUUUUCGAUCGCCACAGCACCACAAACAUCUCGGAGAACCUCUACCGUCUGUUGCCGACUGCAUCCCCCAUGAAGAACCAGCACCACAGGCGCUGUGCCAUUGUGGGUAAUUCGGGGAUCCUGCUGAACAGCAGCUGUGGACCCGAGAUUGACUCUCACGACUUUGUUAUCAGGUGUAACCUGGCACCAGUGGAGGAAUACUCCCGGGACGUGGGGAGGCGGACCAACCUGGUGACCAUGAACCCCUCAGUGGUGCAGCGGGCCUUCCAGGACCUGGUCAGUGAGGAGUGGAGGGAUCGCUUCUUGCAGCGGCUUCAAAGCCUCAGCGGCAGCGUGCUGUGGAUCCCAGCGUUCAUGGCCAAGGGCGGGGAGGAGCGCGUGGAGUGGGCCCUCCGCCUCAUCCUGCUGCACACUGUGGAUGUGCGCACCGCCUUCCCCUCGCUGCGCCUUCUCCACGCCGUCAGAGGGUACUGGCUGACCAACAAUGUCCACAUCAAGCGUCCGACCACUGGCCUCCUCAUGUACACGAUGGCCACUCGCUUCUGUGAGGAGAUUCAUCUUUACGGCUUCUGGCCCUUUCCCCUCGACCCACAGGGCAAACCAGUUAAAUACCACUACUACGAUACUCUGAAGUAUGAGUACACAUCCAGCUCCAGUCCGCACACCAUGCCUUUGGAGUUCAGGACCCUGAGCACGUUGCACAGACAGGGGGCGCUCCGGCUCCACACUGGGACCUGUGAUGAGCAGAGGAGACCGCAGACGGAGCUCCAGAGCAAAUAGCCGGAUGGGAGCUUGCCAUGGAAACCGUUGUCCGGACUGAGGAAAGUUUUCUUGUAACUGUACUUGAAACUUGAAUUAACUUAUUUUCAGUAAUUGGAAUGAACAGUUUUUUCUAUCUGGAGCUCUUUUAGUGAUUCGCUUCACUGGUGUGUUUUACCUUUUAGUGAGAUUUCUAUGGCAAUGAGACCGUUUUUUCUCAGCCAAUUUUAAACUAGGUUCCCAGUACGGUUUGUAUCUAUGAUCUAAAACACAUAUAUAUGUGGGGUGGGGUGGGGGGUUAAUUAGUCAUGAGAUGCCAUUAAUUAAUAUUACCAGUUAAGGAUAUGAUAGGGCGCCAUUCAGGGUGUGUUGUGUGUUGUUACCCUGAAUGUCACAGGCUCACCAAGCUGAUGAAAUGAAGGGUUUGUGUGAGUCUCAGGUUGAGCCACAAGAUGGAAGCACUUAUGCAGAGAGAGAAAGAUGACGCAAGAAAGAAAUGUGGGUCAACUGUUAAAACAGCCCUUUGAGUAUUUUUUUUUUCUUCAAAAAUUGAUAUUUAUCUUUCCCUCUGACGGAGGAUAUUUUAUGCUUUUGUAGCUUCUUAUUAAGUACCUUAAAGGGUGCACACGUUCAAACAGGUAAUUUAUGAGAAAAAAAUUCAAAAUAGGGCCACAGAAAAAAAGUGCAGCGGAGCCGCUGUGUGAAAAUGUAGGGUGACCUCGGGAGCCAGGUGAACGGAGAGAAGCAUGUUGGGUUUUGCUCAACUUCUGUGAGAAUAAAGAAAGGAGUGUACCAGCUGUGCACAUAAGUGUGUUUACACAGACUUAGUAAACCUGCUCUGUAAACUCUUCUCAAAAGAACACCAGCCCUGUUUAUGCACCAGUGAAUGUUAGUAGUGAGGUCAGACUGUAGUUGUGGUGGUAGUAACAGGGAGCUCUGCUUUUUUUUAAAAAGAAUUAUGAAUGUAUCGGUGAUAUUCUUACAUCUGCUGUAAGAAAUGAGCCCUGUAAAUGUGCUUUAAAUGAGUAAUUCCUGAACAGAGUAAGCAAUGGUUUCAGUGCAAUAACCCUGAGAGGAGGAAGAGCUGAUGAGUUGAAAGCCUUUAUUCAAUCAACAUGGUGUUUGAAUUAUACUUGUAGAGCGAUGUUGAUGCAGACAUUUGUGGAUUUGAUGACCUUGCCGGUAUUUGUGCCUAUAAUAUUGAGAUUGGACCAUUUAAACCUGGACCAUUCACGUGCCCAGAAAUACAUUAUCCAGGGUUUAUCCAAGGUAUUUUAACAGGGUGGGGAGUCUGGAAAAACAGAGUUACAUAGAUUUUCUUAAACAUGUUACUCACUUCCAGAUAUGAAUAGCAACUUUAAAAAAUACCUAAACAGAAUGUGCAAAAAAAAUCUAUUGUAUUGCAGGUCUGCAGACUUGUUUUAGUUGUGGCCAGAGAAGAAACUCUCAUUAGAAGGUCACUCCCAGACUGAUUUUUCACAUAAUUGUCAGUUUUAAUGCUCAUUCUGUUUGUAUUUUUGUACUUCUUCUGUACCCCCCCCCCCCCCCCCCC